This is a messenger RNA of Rotaria sordida, 1092 nucleotides long. The record is from the annotation of a GenBank genome assembly. Lineage: Eukaryota; Metazoa; Rotifera; Eurotatoria; Philodinida; Philodinidae.
AUGUCAAAAUCAAAUUGGAUUCUGCUCUGUGUAGUUAAUUCAAUUGAUGAUGUUACAGCUGUAGCUAAAUCACAUAAUGUGUGUCAAUAUCGAACAAAUAAUCUUAAAGAUCAUACAAAGUACUCAUUUAAAUGUAGUCAAUAUCGUAAAAAUUCAUCAUGUAAUUAUGAACUCAAAGCAGUUGUACCUGAUGAUGAUCCUAACUCAAUUACGGUAAUGUUCAAAAAUACUCACAAUCAUAGCGACCGUAACCAAACAUCUCGUUUACCAUCGUCACUGCGACAAUCUGUUUCAAAAUAUGUUCGUGCUGGUUUAACAGAACCUCAAAUUCGUUCAUCGCUCGCAAUUGAUCAUCCAACCAUACCAGUGUCAUCAAGCAAGUUAACAUCAUUAGUUCAAACCGAACGUCGAAAGGAUCGUCCUGAAAUCUUCUCAGUAUACGAUUUUCGUAAGUGGUGUAAUGACCAUCUAGAUGGUACUGUGCCAUAUUCGACGUUUGUACCAUUCUAUUUUAUUAAUGACGUGGACGACUUAUUUGUUUUAUUUACCACGAAACAUUUAAUUCAACAAAUUCAAUCCACUCCACUAUUGCAAAUUGAUGCUACGUACAAGAUAACGUGGAACGAGUUACCACUUCUGGUAUUUGGUGCAUCUGAUGGUAACAGACAUUUUCAUCCGUUCGGUGUUGCGCUGGUCUCCGAUGAUGAAAGUUCAUCGUGUUAUGAACAUUUGUUUCAAUCACUUCAACAAUUAAGUAUUCAAGAACUUCAAAAACCAUACUCACCUGGAUUUAUAAUGGCUGAUGGAGUAUUAGGAAUUACUUCGGCUCAACAAAAAAUAUUUCCACAAGCGAAGCGGCUUAUGUGUUGGUUUCACAUGAUAAAAAAAUGUCGUAUGCAUCGAAAUCUGGUUACUAAACAACAGUGGGAUGUUAUUGAUAAAGAACUUCAUGCUGUACAAUUAAGUUUUAACGACGAAAUAUUUAAUCAAGGAAUAAAUCUUCUAAUGACUGAAUGGCGUUCUGAUCCAUCGUUGAACAAAUUUUGUGAUUAUUUUUAUGAACAAUGGAUUGAAAAAUUAUCGAAUUGGUAA